This is a messenger RNA of Osmia bicornis bicornis, 1169 nucleotides long. It is a transcript of the gene CycC, whose product is annotated as cyclin-C. Gene Ontology annotation, molecular function: cyclin-dependent protein serine/threonine kinase regulator activity. The record is from RefSeq and is a predicted model, not a curated record. Bases 217 to 1017 code for a protein of 266 amino acids. Gene Ontology annotation, biological process: positive regulation of transcription by RNA polymerase II. The transcript is spliced from 5 exons. Gene Ontology annotation, cellular component: mediator complex; nucleus. NCBI's taxonomy places the organism in Eukaryota, Metazoa, Arthropoda, Insecta, Hymenoptera, Megachilidae.
AGAUUGGUAAAUUUUUGAACACAAAACAUUGCAAACAUAAAUUUAAAUACUACUGUAAGUAAAUACCAAACAUGACAUUUGCAAGAUUUGUAUCGAAUUUAAUAAAAAUGUAAUAAGAACCAAAGGAACAAAUGCAGAAGAGAAUAUUCGAGAAUCUGAAAAUAAUUGACAGGUGCCCAAAGUGGUGCGAAUUUUCAUCAGUAAUUUGACAAUAAUAUGGCUGGCAAUUUUUGGCAAAGUUCACACCAUCAACAGUGGCUGUUAGAUAAACAAGACCUAGUACGAGAACGACAACACGAUCUUUCUAUUUUAACCGAAGAAGAAUAUCAAAAAUUAUUUAUAUUCUUCUCUAAUUUAAUACAAGUGUUAGGGGAACAAUUGAAACUCAGGCAACAAGUAAUAGCCACAGCGACAGUUUAUUUUAAAAGAUUCUAUGCCCGCAAUAGUCUAAAAUGUAUAGAUCCUUUGUUGCUUGCACCUACAUCAGUUUUCCUGGCUUCAAAAGUAGAAGAAUUUGGAGUUAUUUCUAGUCAUAGAUUAGUUACAACUUGUCAGACUGUAGUGAAAACUAAAUUCAAUUAUGCGUAUUCACAAGAAUUUCCCUAUCGAACAAAUCAUAUUUUGGAAUGUGAAUUUUAUCUUCUGGAACAUUUAGAUUGUUGUUUAAUUGUAUAUCAACCAUAUCGUCCUUUAUUAAUUCUUAUUCAAGAUGUGGGCCCUGAUGAACAGUUAUUGACACUUGCUUGGCGUAUUAUUAAUGAUAGUUUGCGUACUGAUGUUUGUUUACUAUAUCCACCAUAUCAAAUUGCUAUCGGUUGUUUGCAAAUUGCUUGUGUUAUACUGCAAAAGGAUCUUAAAUCGUGGUUUGCUGAGUUAAAUGCUGAUAUGGAAAAAAUUCAGGAAAUCGCGCGUUAUAUUAUAAAUUUAUACGAAUUAUGGAAAACGUAUGAUGAAAAAAAAGAAAUUCAAAGUUUGCUAUCUAAAAUGCCAAAACCAAAAGCAGCUCCACAGCGCUGACAACAAGCUCUUUUAUCAUCUAAUAUCUGGGACUGAUGUUUAUUUUUGUUGAAUAAGUACAAGCUAUAAUUUGGUGUUCAUUUUUAUAUUUUAAAUAAAUAUGCUAAUGCCUGUAAUUAUAGUAAUUAAAAAAUGAUUUUCUUUUUAAAAUA